This is a messenger RNA of Plasmodium gonderi, 2091 nucleotides long. RefSeq names its product ferrodoxin reductase. Gene Ontology annotation, molecular function: flavin adenine dinucleotide binding; oxidoreductase activity, acting on NAD(P)H; 2 iron, 2 sulfur cluster binding. The transcript has a single exon. Gene Ontology annotation, cellular component: cytoplasm. The record is from RefSeq and is a predicted model, not a curated record. The coding region runs from base 1 to 2091 and encodes 696 amino acids. Lineage: Eukaryota; Apicomplexa; Aconoidasida; Haemosporida; Plasmodiidae.
AUGAGGAAAGUGAAUUCGAUAAAGGAGACCAUGAGUAACAUGGUCCACUUAAUGCAAGUGAGGAGGAGAGGACUACCCUCCUCCCCCUCUGCAUCAUCAUCAUUAUCAUCACCAUUAUGGAUGUCACUAUUAUCAGAAACAUCACCAUCGCCAUCGCUAGUAUCAGGAACACUAUCAUCUUCUGUAUCACUACUAUCACAUUUGACAAGGAAGCAAAAGUUCUGCCACAUUUUGAACAGAAGGAACUUUACGGGAAAUGCAUUCGCAUCAGAUGGGAGGAAUAAUAAGAAGGAGUUUUCCAAUAAUUGCAAUAUCGUUUUUCUGCUGGCCCUAUUUUGCACCCCAAGUUUGGUUCAGGGAAAAAGGAAUAAUAAGAACAAGAAAAAUAUCGCUAGCUGUGCUAGUUUAGAAAAGGUAUAUCUAACAAAAAAAGAAGAAAUAAAAGAUGGAGAAAUGAAAGAAAUAAAAGUUCGUGGUGAAAAAGAUACAGUAUUAUUGGUACAUGUGAAUGAUAAAUAUUAUUGCUUAGGUCCUAAAUGUCCACAUUACAGUGCACCAUUGAGGACAGGAAUUUUGACAAAAGAAUAUGUUACAUGUCCAUGGCAUGAUGCAAAAUUUGAUUUAAAAACAGGUGAAUGUAUUAAUGGUCCCUCUUUUGAUGAUAUCCCAAAAUAUGAAGUAACAGUGGAAGGAAAUGAUAUAUAUGCAUAUUUACCAGAAAAAGUGGAACUUUUUGAAAAAAAAAAAAUAUGUCCAUGUUCAGGUAAAUGUGAAAAAAAAACAAUUUUAAUAGUAGGUGGUGGUGCAGCAACAUUAGGAGCAUUGGAAGAAUUUCUAAAAUUAGGAUACAGUGGUAAAUUAGUUAUAUGUAGUAAGGACGAGUAUAAACCAUAUGACAGACCAACAUUAUCGAAAAGCAUUUCAAUGUACGAGUCAGGAGAAGAGUUAUUUAAUAGCAUAAAAUUGAAAGAUAACAGUUAUUAUGAAAGGGAAAAUAUCACAUAUAUGCACAAUGUGUCGGUUGAAAAAGUGGAUUCUGAAAAUAAAAAGGCGUACCUUAGCAAUGGGGACACAAUUCAGUAUGACCAAAUUUUAGUUGCCUCUGGGGUUAGGCCAUCCGAAUCUGCACUUGCACGUGGGGAUAGCGGUGUGAGUGGUGAAUCUUCGAUGGGUGCUGAAAAUUUACUAACACUGCACAAUUUGAAAGACAAUGUAAAGAUAGCUUCGUACGCAAAGGAAGGAAGUAGAUGUGUAAUCAUAGGUUCUUCAUUCAUUGCAUGUGAAUUAUCAGCAGCGUUGAAAAAGCGAAAUGUAAAUAUAACAAUGAUUUCGAAAGACUCUCUUCCUUUUUACAAUGUAUUUGGUGAAAAAAUUGGUUCAGUUGUUCUUGACAUUUUGAAAGAAAAGAAUGUGACAUUUUAUGGAAAUGUAUACCCAGUGGAGUAUAUAAUGGAUAGAAGUGGCUUUUUCAAAAAAUCCAAAUCUAUACAUGGUGUUCGAUUAAGUAAUGGUGAAGUGAUUAGUUGUGAUUAUGUAGUGGAAGCAUUAGGUUGUUUCCCCAACUCAGAAUUUUUGGAUGAUACAUUUAAGAAUGAGAAGAAGCAGAUCAUCGUUGAUAAGCACUUCAAAGUGAAGGGUUCAUCAGACAUAUUUGCAGCAGGAGAUGUCUGUGCUUUUCCUUACUUUUCCUCCACUGGUGAAUUGGUUAAUAUAUGUCAUUGGAAUGUAGCGAUACAACAGGGAAGAAUAGCUGCACAUAACAUGCUGAAUAAUAACAAUAAUGAAGAAGGAAAGGAAAAAAAACAGGAAUUCACUUUUCUUCCCUUUUUUAACACCAACAUUUUUGGAAAAAAUUUUAGAUACUCGGGUUAUGUUAAAGAUUAUAAAAAAGUUAUAUUUGAAGGAGAUUUAAAGAAACAUAACUUCAUUGCAUACUUUGUAAAAGAUGAAAAAGUUGCAUCCAUUUUGACCUUGGGCAACGGGAAGAUGGCUGCUUUGAACGAGUGCCUUUCAAAGGGAAAGGUCCCUCGGCCCUAUGAGCUCGAGGCGGGGCUCAAGAACAGUGACAGCAUGAUCUCCACCCUCAGCUGA